CGCAUCUUUCUUCAAUCAGCCCAGCAUCGACAGCUAGUCACUCUCGCUCUCCCUCGCUCUCUUCUCCCCCGCUCGUCCUCGUGCACACGCUCCUUCGCCAUGAACCCCGCCAUCACCAACCUCGCCGUCUCCCUCGGCGCCAUGCAGAUCGCGCGCCGUCUCCCCACGGACGACCCCAAGGUCGUGUUCUACCUCCGCUGCAUGUACCUUGCGGGCCAGGCUCUCUCGUUUGCCAUCUACUACUACAUCACCAUGAAGAUCCGCGCUAAGAACGACCUCACCGUCGUCAAGUACGUCCAGCCAAAGUCGCCGAUGAACCCCGACUCCAAGGACGAGUUGGUGACGACCACGGUCCGCGACUACGAUCUCGCCGAGACCGGCAAGGCCAUGAAGGGCCUCUUCACCGGCAUCGCCUUCAUGGCCCUCCUCCACCUCUACAUGGGCUACAUUCCUCCUCUCUUCGUCCAGUCCAUCACGACCGUCAAGGCCGUCCUCGAGUCCAACGAGGCCAAGCUCCACAUCUGGGGCAAGGCGCCCGAGGGCCCCCUUGCGCGCCCCUUCAAGGCCGCCCCGGGUCUCAUGGAGCAGCUCACCGGCGCCCAGGCCGGCCCGCAGACGGACCAGGCGUCCAUCCGCGCCGCCGAGAAGGCUGGCGGCAAGUCGGAGUAAUCUAGUCCUGUAUUGUCAUGGCCGGCAGGCUGUAGAUGCAUGUGGCGUUUGAUGGGUGAGA
Molecule: messenger RNA, 730 nt
Organism: Cutaneotrichosporon oleaginosum
Lineage: Eukaryota; Fungi; Basidiomycota; Tremellomycetes; Trichosporonales; Trichosporonaceae
Biological process (GO): protein targeting to ER
Cellular component (GO): mitochondrion; endoplasmic reticulum
Source: RefSeq, a predicted model, not a curated record